UUCAUUGCCUGAUCAACACCAGUUCUCCUUUCAAUCUUUUUAAAUAUCUACAAAGAUUGACUAUUUACACAUCAAAUAAAUACAUAAACACAACAAAUCUGACUAAAAAUGAGUUUUUAUUAAAUAAUUUAUUUCAACUUAUUAACUAUAUCUUAAAAAAUUGAAGUAAUGUAAAAAUGAGGUGAUUUAAAAGUUGUUUUAAAAAUCAAUGAAGUGAUAACAAUGAUGACGAUCCUGUUUUUUUGGAUCGUAUUGAUGACUUCAUCAUACGCUCAAAUUAUUAAUCGAGCUCCUCAUUUUAUUCAUGGAGGUGAUAUGUCGAGGCUUGCAGUUUCUGAAGGAACACCACCAGGGAUUGCCGUUUAUACACUACAAGGUGAAGAUCCUGAAAAUUCUGAACUUCAUUAUUCAAUAAGUGGAGAAUAUUUUACGGUAAAUCGAGAUACCGGGGUAGUCACUUUACGAAAACAAUUAGAUCGAGAAACUCAAGAUCUUAUUGAAGUUAUCAUAAGUAUUACUGAUGAAGGUAUUGCAGGUUCAGAACCUAAUACCGUAUCAUUAAGAAGAGAAAUAGCUGUGUUAGAUGAAAACGAUAAUUCUCCGGUAUUCCAUGGACGUCCUUACGCAACGAGAAUAGCGGAAAGUGCUACCGUUGGUAGUUUAUUACUUCCUGAAAAUACUAUUAUAGUGACUGAUCAGGAUGGUGGUAUUAACGCCGAUGUCGAAGUCAAAUGUGUAACUAUGUCAAAUGAAGAUGAUACAUGCUCGAUUUUUAACAUUACCACUGAUAAAAUUUCUGAAGGAAAAUUUGAUAUUAAAAUACAUCUAGUACAAUUAUUGAAUUACGAAAGAAGAAGUUCAUAUCUAAUUACACUUCUUGCAACUGAUGGUGCUAGUGAUUCUACUAAACGACUAAGUUCAAAAGCUACUAUUGCCGUUGAUGUAUUAGAUGUUCAAGAUCAACCACCUAUUUUUUUAAAUGCUCCUUAUAGUGCUGCUAUACCAGAAAAUAUGUUUCCAGGCUUUACAGUUUUAACAAUAAAGGCUCGAGAUGGUGAUACUGGUGAAUCUCGUAAUGUCAUACUUAAUCUUGAAGAUGAUUACCUUAAUCAUUUUGAAUUAAAGACCUUUCAGGAUGGAGACAUUACGGUGGGAAAUUUAAUAACAACUGAUGUUGCGCUGGACCGUGAAGAAGCAAAAAUUCUUCAUGAUGGAGGAAUUUAUACUUUCAAAGUGAGAGCAACAGAAUUAAUUAAUGAUGAAAUACCGGCAGAUACUACCACGUCUAUAGUAACUAUUGUUGUAACAGACGUUGAUGAUUUAUCACCCAAAUUUAAUGAAAAUUUUUAUCAUAUCAAAGUAUUAGAAGAUAUUGGAGUCGAAACACCUCUUCCCGGUCUUAAUAUGAUAGUUAGUGAUGACGAUGUAGGUGAUAAUGCCAAGUUCAAUUUAUCAUUAAGAGAUGCACCAGGUUAUCCAGGAAUUAGUAGAGCUUUUAAAGUAAAUCCUGAAAAUGCUCAUGGUCGUGUUCCUGUAGUAAUUAAAGUUAAAGAUCCACAAGUUUUAGAUUAUGACGUUGAUGAUAUUUUAAAACGUGAAUUAGAAUUUGAUGUUACAGCCUCGACAAGUCAAAGAGUUGUUACAUUUGCGAGAGUUCAUAUUAAAUUAUUAGAUGCAAAUGAUCAUUCUCCAAAAUUUUCUCAGGAUCUCUAUCAACUAUCUAUUCGUGAAGAUUCAAAACCAGGUACAAAAUUCGGCGAUAUUUUUGCAACAGACGCUGACAGUGGCAUUUUUGGAGAACUAACUUAUACUUUACGUGGUUUUGGCGCAGAUAAAUUUCGUACAGAUUCAAAAUUGGGAGGAAUUUGGGUAGCAAAAACUCUAGAUUAUGAAAUUCAAAAAUCAUAUUCAUUAACAAUGGAAGCUAAAGAUGGUGGUGGAAGAGUAACAACAGUAAAUAUUCUUAUUGAAUUAGACGAUGUUAAUGAUAAUAUCCCAAUUUUCGAACACAAAGAAUAUUCACGAACAAUUAGAGAGGAAGCAAUAAGUUUUGAACCUCAAAUGUUUGUCAGAGCGACUGAUGUUGAUGGUCCAGCUCAUGGAAAUGGUAAAGUAACAUAUUCAAUUACGAAACAAAGUGGAAUGAAUAAAAAUGUUUUUGCAAUUAAUUCUCAAACUGGAGAAAUAACAAUGAAUUACCCAGUUAAAUCUGGCGAUACUGAAAGGGGACUUUAUGAAUUAGAAAUUCGUGCAACUGACCAUGGAUAUCCUCCUCUUUAUUCUGAAAUAAAAGUUUUUAUUAGAGUUGGUGUUCCUGGAAAUCAAAGACCAAUUUUUAGAGGAAAUUACAAAGGCGGAUCACCUGGACCCAAUAAUUAUCGAGCUAGACUUUUAGAAAAUGCAAGUUCUGGAACAGAAGUGAUUAAAGUUAUGGCAAAUGAUCCUGACGGAAGAGAUAGUUUAAUUCAGUAUUAUAUUGCAUCUGGUGCUAAAGAUAAUUUCGUUAUUGAUUCAGUUUCUGGAAUUAUAACUGUAUCUCCAGAUGCUCGAUUAGAUCUUGAAACUGGAGGAGAACAAUACAAUGUCGUAGUGUAUGCUGUUGAUUCUGGAACUCCUGUAAGAGAAACGGCAACAACAACAGUCACAGUUUCUAUAUUAGAUGUUAACAAUAAACCACCUAAAUUUAAUAAUUUAACUUAUUUGGUAUAUGUCUCUGAAAGAGCUGCAUUAGACGAUACAGUGCUUAAAGUGUCAGCAACGGAUCCCGAUUCAGAUGCAAAACUCAGAUACUCAAUUAUAGAUCCUAUAAAAGCAGUAGACAAGACUGGAGUGGCAUUAAAAAGUACAUCAUCUUACGAUUAUAAAACUGCAUUUAAAAUUAAUUCAACAACUGGAAUAAUUUCUGUCAAUCGAGUUUUAGAUUAUCAAGUAGCAGCUGUAAUAAUUCUAACAGUAAAAGUAGAAGACAUUAAUGGGAUUGUCAAUAAAGAUAACCAAGUCGAUAAAGCUGAAGUAACGGUUUAUAUACAAGCAUUUCGUGAUGAUAAUCCAAUUUUUUUGAAUUCCGGAUGGUCAGCAAAUAAUCCAAUCAUUCGAGUAACAGUUCCUGAAGAGCAACCAUUAGGAACAACACUUUUAAUGCUUUUAGCAAAAGAACCGAGUGGACAUCCCGUCCAAAGGUUUGAAUUAAUAAGAAAAGAUGAUGAUGAAUACUAUGUCAAUGUUGGAGUUCAAAGUGGAAAUAUUGUAUUGAGUAAAAAGUUAGAUUAUGAAUCUUUAUUGGAUAAAUUUAUCAAAUUUAAAGUUCGUGCAUUAGCUAGAGAUUAUGAUAUUACUCGUAGAAUGUCCGAAGCAACAAUUAUUAUUGAUGUACAAGAUAUCAAUGACAAUAGUCCUAUUUUUUCUCAAAAAGAAUAUAAAGUAUCAGAACGUGAAAAUUCGAAAGCAGGAAAAAUUAUUUUAAAUGUUAAAGCUACAGAUAUUGAUAGUUCAAUAACAGAGCAAGAAAUUAGAAGAGGAUUUGGAGAAGUUCGAUAUGCGUUAACUGGUGAAAAUUCCAAUUUAUUUGAAAUAGAUCCGAUUAAUGGUAAUAUUCAGAUAGCUGAGAAUAUUACUCUUGAUCGAGAGAGACAAUCUGUUUUACGAUUCUAUGUUAUAGCAUCUGAUAUUCCACAAGGAGGAGCUGACCAAAAAACCACUAGAGUAUUAGUAACUGUUAAUGUACUAGACGUUAAUGAUAACCCUCCAUAUGUUUAUCAGACUGCUUAUACUGCAGUAAUUGCUGAAAAUGCUCCAGUAAAUGUUUCUGUUAUUAAUAUUACAGCUACCGAUCCUGAUGAAGGUAAAGGAGGAAUAAUUCACUUUGAAAUUAUUGAUGAAGGUGAAGCUAAUGGAUUAUUUGAAAUAAAUCAUCAAACUGGCGAAAUAUAUUCAAAAAAAAAAUUAACCGGCAAAGGUAGAACUGAACCAUAUAAUAUGAGAAUUAGAGUUCAAGAUGGUGGGCAUCCAAUUCUUUAUACAGAUGUUUCAUUGAUACUUUAUAUUGGUGAUGUUGUAAGUAAUGAUGGAGUACCUUUGUUUAUCAGGCCAACUUUAGAUGAAAUUGCUUUUAUUUCUGAAAAUUCAACUAUUGGAAGUCCAGUAUUUCAAGUUGUAGCAUCAGAUCCCGAUGACCCAAAUUUACCUAAUGGAAAAAUUACAUUCAAAUUCCUUGAAGAUGGUAAUUUUGGAAAUGAUGCUAACACUUUCAAAAUUAACCGUGAUACAGGAUUAAUAACAACAAAAAAAUUAUUAGAUCGAGAAAUUAAAGAUAGUUACACCUUAAUUUUAAUUGUACAAGACCUUGGAAGCCCUCCUCAACAAGCAUCAAGAAUUCUACAAGUUAUUGUUAAUGACAUUGAUGAUCAUAAACCACAUUUUAAAAGAAGUCUUGACAGUCCACCGAUCGAGAUGACUGUUGAAGAAGAAUCACCUAUAGGAACUUAUGUAGGCGUAAUUGAAGCUCUAGAUGAAGACAUUGGAGAGAAUGGAAUGAUUGAUUACGUAUUUAUUUAUGGAAAUGAAGACGGACUAUUUUCCAUUGAAAGAUUCGACAAUAAUUCUGCUAUCAUCAAAACUAUAGGAGAUUUAGAUAGAGAAAUAAAUGACCAUUAUUUAUUAACAAUUAAAUGCUAUAAAUAUCCAGUAAAAAAAUCUGAUGUAAUUCCAAAACCUUAUAAUCGCCAAGACCCAUCAGAAAGGCAAAUUUUGAUCAAACUUAUUGAUAUCGAUGAUAAUAAACCUGAAUUUAAAAAGUACAAUAUAACAUUAGGAGUAAGAUUAAAUGUACCAAUUGAUACAAGUUUAAUUACAAUAGAAGCAUAUGAUAGAGAUCCUGAUGCUCUUCCAAUUAAUUAUAUUAUGAGAGAAGUAUAUUUUACAUCAUUAGCUGAACCUUCAUUGUCUAAGAAGAAAAUUCCACCUUAUUUAACUCUUAACCCUAAAACUGGAGAAAUUAGAACUACUGGAUCUAUGGCAGGAUUUGCAGAUGGUUUUAUGGAAAUUUCAAUAACUGCAAAUAAUUCUAAAAUACCAGAAAAAGAAACGAACAUCACGUUGAGAAUAUUCUUAUUAAGAGACCGUGACAUGUUAAAGUUCGUUUUUUCAAAACCUCCAGUUGAAGUUAGAAAAACAUUAAAUGACUUUGAAAAGGCUGUACAACAAGCUUUAGCACUACCUGUAACUGUGAAUGUUUACGAUACCCAAUUUUAUUCAAAAGAUGAUAAUUCAUUAGAUUUUUCUUCUACAAGCUCUUGCUUCCAAAUGGUUGGUAAAGAGGCUUAUGAUCUUAAAGAGAUGAAAUCAUUAUUAACAGAUUCAAAAAAUGAAGAAUUGAAAAAAGUUUAUAAGAAAUUCCAUGUAGAGAAGGUCCAGCAUUGUGCUGCAUUAGUUGCUCGAGCUGAUGCAUCAAUUACUCAAAUGUGGGUUCUUAUUAUUUCAGCUCUUGUUGGAAUCGCUACUAUCAUUUCAAGUUGUACACUUUGUUGCUUGCAUUCCAAGUAUAAAAGUCGACUAAAACAUGCUCGAUUACGGGAUCAAACUCGUCCACCUUUAAGUUUUGUUUCUUCAGGACCAGGAAUAAUGAAUGCUCAAUCGAAUACGACUUUAGGUACUCUUGGACCUAGUACAAUGGUAACAUUAGGUCCACAUGACGGUUCAUUCGAAUGGGGAGCCGAUACAACUCUUUACCAUCCUAGUACGUUAUCAAGAACGUAAUUUUGUGAAUAUAUGUAUGUAAGUUAGUAAUUAAUGAUUAUGGUGCUCUGAAGUUGGUAAAAAGCUUUGUACAUUACGAAUUAAUUAAGUUAAGUUGUGUAUUAUAGUAGUCAUAUUUAAAUAAUAAUCAUUAUUUUAUUUGUUUACCAGAAAGAUUAUGUACAUUUUACUAUAUUUAUGUAAAAAAAAUGUGAAGAUAUUAAAAAAAAAUACAUUCCAGAUUAUAUUUAAUCUUUAUUCAA
Molecule: messenger RNA, 5996 nt
Organism: Chelonus insularis
Lineage: Eukaryota; Metazoa; Arthropoda; Insecta; Hymenoptera; Braconidae
Gene: Cad74A
Product: cadherin-74A
Exons: 5
Coding region: 223-5754 (1843 amino acids)
Biological process (GO): homophilic cell-cell adhesion
Cellular component (GO): plasma membrane; catenin complex
Molecular function (GO): cadherin binding; calcium ion binding
Source: RefSeq, a predicted model, not a curated record